Messenger RNA from Rhincodon typus (whale shark), 5282 nucleotides. It is a transcript of the gene lmbr1l, whose product is annotated as limb development membrane protein 1-like. NCBI's taxonomy places the organism in Eukaryota, Metazoa, Chordata, Chondrichthyes, Orectolobiformes, Rhincodontidae. The record is from RefSeq and is a predicted model, not a curated record. Gene Ontology annotation, molecular function: transmembrane signaling receptor activity. The transcript has 17 exons. Bases 148 to 1623 code for a protein of 491 amino acids. Gene Ontology annotation, biological process: receptor-mediated endocytosis; signal transduction.
CAAUCCGGGUCGUGUUCUAUGAUGAUUCUGCAGCGUGUGGCGGCUUGGAAGUUUGUAGCCGUGUGGAGCUCGAGCUGUCGAGAGAGCUACAGCUUCAGAGAUCGAGGCAACAGGUAGUGUGUGUCCUCUCAGUCAUGAAGGGUCGCGAUGGAAGACGAAGUUAUGAUUAGAGCAAAGCUCUUCCACAACAGAGUUCGUGAGUGUAUUAUCUGUGCACUACUGUUCACUGCUUUGUAUAUUCUCUCCUAUCUGGUUAUCACUCGAUUUAAGAAGAAUGCAGACUUUGCAGCAGACAAUAAUGAAGAUGCAACAGUAAAUCGAAUCACGUUAUGGAUGUGCACAUUCACCCUCGCAGUAUCUGCUGGGGCGGUCUUCCUUCUUCCAUUUUCAAUUAUUAGCAAUGAGGUCCUGCUUUCAUUGCCAGAAAACUAUUACAUGCAGUGGUUGAAUGGUUCACUAAUUCAUGGCCUAUGGAAUCUUGUUUUUCUCUUUUCCAACAUCUCUCUGGUGUUCCUGAUGCCUUUUGCGUACUUCUUCACUGAAUCAGAGGGAUUUGCUGGCUCAAAAAAGGGAAUAAUGGCUCGAGUUUAUGAAACAUUUGUUGUCCUCUUCCUUCUGACCCUUCUGGUUCUGGGGAUUGUGUGGGUGGCAUCUGCAAUUAUCAAUAAUGAUGCAGCUAGCAGAGAAUCUCUGUAUGAUUUGUGGGACUAUUACCUUCCAUACCUCUACUCCUGUAUUUCUCUAUUUGGAGUUCUGCUUCUCCUCUUGUGCACUCCUUUUGGCUUGUCCCGCAUGUUCACUGUCACUGGCCAGCUACUUGUAAAACCCAGGCUUUUGGAGGAUCUGGAUGAACAACUCAAUUGUACACGAUUUGAGGAGGCUGCUGUGCUGCAUAAGCUAAAUGGCAAGAUGUCACCUUGCUGGGUGUUUUUCAGUGUGGAGUCCCUUAAGUAUCACUUCCUGAGUAUCCAUGCCAGGAGGAUUAAGUUGGAAAUAAGGAGAAGAGCAUCACCUUGGCAAAGAAACCUGGGAUAUCCGUUAGUCAUGUUGCUGCUUCUGGCAUUAACAGGUAUCUCAGUGCUAUUGGUGGGAUACCAUGUUCUUGAAUUACUAAUCGAUGAAACAGCCAUGCCUAAAGGAAUGCAGGAUCCUCCUCUGGGGAAAGACUCUCUCUCUAUGUUUGGUUCACUUGGAGCAGCUGUGGAAGUUGUUCUCAUUUUUUACUUAAUGGUGUCAUCAGUUGUUGGAUUUUACAGUUCCCCAUUUUUCAUCAAACUUGCCCCCAAGAAGCAGGACACCACCAUGACUAAGAUAAUCGGGAACUGUGUGUCACUGCUUGUUCUGAGCUCAGCUCUGCCAGUAUUCUCCCGGACUCUUGGAAUCACAAACUUUGACUUGUUGGGGAACUUUGGCAGUUUUAACUGGCUUGGAAAUUUUUACAUCAUCUUUCUCUACAACAUGCUUUUUGCUGGCCUCACUGCAAUGUGUCUGGUCAAAAAAUUCACCAGGGCUAUGCAAGCGGAACUUCUCCAUGCAUUUGGCUUGGACAGAUUGCCUCUUCCGGUCACCAGAUCCCGCACCUCUGCCAAGAUGGGUCCAGCAAGUAGCAAAGGAUUUGUGUAACAUUGUUGGAUGGUUAUGUUUGAUGGACCAGCCACAAAAGGGACUGAAUAAUGUCAACACUACACUGUGAAUGCUGCUAUCAGUUGGGUUUCGAAGUUCCAAGGCCUUCUCGUGAUUCCAGGUUCAAGGAACAUGAACUUUUAAACUCAGGAUUGGACAGUUCCUUUCAGCAAAUCCCUGGACUCCUGGGGAUGCCUCAAAUUUCUCUCUCCCACCUUCGAGAAACCAAACUUUGUUUACAUCAGUCGAAGCUGGAAUUACCAUAAUGAGUGAGACCUCAUUAUCUAACAGUUACGCAACUACUAUGAAAUGGAAUUAAUCCAAAAAGGCAGAUAUUUCAAACAGUUAAAUGUUUACAUUACAUAUUCUGUGCAAUAUGUUUUUUUUAAAAAUGUGGUUUUAGUCUGUUUUAUUUAAAGUGUUUUCCAUCUUUGGAUGUUGCCAGUGUCUUUUCUAAUUUACUGUUUAUUGGUUGGUGUUCCUUCCAUUUUUUUAUUUUAAACUGUUUUCAAGUAGUGCCUGUCAAAAUGGCUACAUUCUGAAGCAUUUCCAUGUCUGCCAGUAAUAGUGGAAACUGGGGUUAGGAGUGCUGAAAGCUGUUCAGAAUAAAGCUGAAGUGUGCAUUUUCUGUAUGGAAACACAUUUUUUUAUAAAGUGACUAAGUUUGAAGAGUUUUGACCGUCUUAAUUAUUGCAAGAUGCUGUUCGGGAAAGUCCUCCAGGAUAUUUCUCCAGAUCAUGCACCUUCCAGAAUCAUUUAAUAGAAGCAGUGACAAGUACUGCUGACUGAGCACGCCCAGGUUUAACCAUGCAGUGAAGAAAAUUAGAGCUUAAGUGAGAUUUACUAAUUUAACUGUCAGAGAAUACUAAGUCGUAAAUGUGAAUCUUUUGGUUAAGAUUUGGGCAGAAGAGAUGAGAUGGUUGUCAUUGUAUUACUUGUUUCAAUGCAAAAUUACUGGAGUUCUAAGCUGCACUGAUUGCUGGCAAUUUUCUUUAGUAUUUACUAAACUGGUGUUUUGUAAAUGGAGUGGGUAAUGUUGGCAUUAAGGAUGUUAAUGAAGCCAAACUCGUUGUCCCAUUGCUUGGUAAUAGUUUUUACAUCAUUAACCUUUUUUGUUCUGUUAAUGGAUUAAGUGUGUCAGGAGCUCAAAUUGCAUCUCUGCAAACAUUCGGGUUGCUUUCUGCCUGGCCCAAAGGCAGAACUUCACUCGAUUGAAGGAUUGAAUUGAAUUGCAUUUCAUUUCUACUAGAUUUGAAUGGCACUAACUUGAGUUAUCUGCCAGCACGGCGGAUUAGAGAGGUAUCUGUACACAAGUGUAGUCUGUAUAAAUAAAUGAGCUGUCGACAAAUCAUUCCCAUUUCCAACAUCAAAAACCAGAUGAUUAAUGCUUUCUAGCCACUAAUCUCUGUGUGGGUUUAUUAUAAAAUUGCUAGUGUUAGUUUAGGCAUUUGGGUUGUUUUUUCCACCGGAGUCCAAAGCUUUUUUUUGUGUAACAGCUUGCAGAUAUUAUGGUAAGCCAAUUUUUAGAAGUGGUGGUCACCUUUGAUGCAUUUCUGUCCACCAUAGCCUGCACUGCAUAACCAAUUGCUAGAAGGGUGCACGUGGGUACUGGCUCUUCUGGUUUCCUUGUGGUGACUGUCUGGCUCCCCUGCAGUGCUUCUGACUCCUAUUGGUGAGGAACUUCCUCAUGAUGGCAUCAAAAUUUGGAAAUUGAAAACUCCUGUCACUGCAAAAUGUUUGACAAAUAACUCUAAUUACAUCCCUGCAUCUUGGUCAUUCGGUCUUUGUCCCAGGCAGAAAGUAAUUUCAAAUGUUGCUCCUAAAAUAGUGCUGCAUAAUUAAUUGCAGUUACAAAUUAGGCUAGUUUGCAGCAGUGGUAGAUAAUUGUAAGAUAUAAUUUGUUCUGGGAUACUAUUUAGGUUUUAUUUGAAUAUAAGAGUUGAUUUAAGCUGUGUAAGCCUGUAAAAGAUUCAGAAGUGGUGAUUUCUGCAAAAGAACAGGCAUCAAUGGUGUGAAGUACUUGUGCUGGAAGCCAAGCAUAUCAGUAGAUGUCAGUACAGUUGGACAGAAACUUGGAGGGAACUUUGCAGUUGCUACUUGAGCAGAAUAGAUGUGACUUUGCUCAGCAUCCCAGUACCAACCAGGAUAAAGGUUGAUUGUUUGGAAUUUAGGAGAGGAGUGAGCCAAGUCUGACGGCUAUUUAAAGUUCUUAAAGUUGAACUUGAGUGAAGUCCUAUUCUGUUGAUGCUAGCUUGAAACAUCCUUUAUGAAGGGUAGUGGCCAUUUUGACAGUUUGGGAUGACUCAGUGUUUAUCCUUGCAGCUGCUUUGCCUGAUUUCUCUGGAGGUCUUUGUAUGACUCCACCAUUUGUUUGUGUUGAACUUCACUCCGACCAACCACGUGGAUUGUGAUGGUUGAAAAUAAUUUUGAUUUCUCAAAUGCAACAAAACUCUCUCUUGCAGUGUUUAAAAAGGUAAUUAUAGAAAGAAAUCCAGAUAGAUCCAAGCUGGUUGUUGUGGGCUAGUCUUUAUAUCAAUCCAAAUGAUUUGAAAAAGCUGAAUGGACAGUUUGCAUUCAUACCUUCAGCAUUAUGAAUUGGAGGAGGAGGUUGAGAAGUGUUCACAGUUUUAACUCCAAAACAUGAGUUUGCCAAGUGUCUUGUAUCAAAUAGGCAUCCUGGAAGAUUUAAGCUGUGAGAAUAUGUAUGAAUGAAACUAAUAUAGAAUGCUUGUUAAAAUCUGAAACCAAUUUAGCUGAAAAAUAAUCAGCUUGUAAAAAUGUAUUGGCAGACAGCAAGUGUGUUUGAGAAGUAGAAUGGAAUUGGUUGCAGUGAAAUUGACCUCUGGUUGCAAUGAACAAUGUUUGUCAUCUUUGGUGCUCUUGCUACAUAUUAAAUGUUUUUUUCAUCACAGUCAAAUUUAAGUACAAUGGAUGGAAAUACAAUUUGGAGAGCAUAGUUUUUUUUUUCACCACACUAGUCUAUAAAUUAACUAUUACCGAAUGCCUUUUUCCAAUGUGUUUCUCAUUUCAUCACUUUGUUAUGUAUGUAGUGCAAAUUCAUUCCCCAGAUGGAUGCCAAUUAAUAAGCCAUGUAGAUCAGUUGGUCUGCUGCCCUCAAUGCAAGCAGCUCGCUGCUUAGGCUGGUACACGAAGGGCUAUUUGGCUAUAGACAGACUGGUGCCCAUUGGACUGUACCCCAAUGUGAGUCAAUGCCUUUAGAAGAGGAAAAGAUAAUGUUGGGAAGCAAUUUGUUUCAGCGAGCAAUGACUCUUUGCUCCCUGUCAGAAUAUCUGUCUCUCUCAUCAAAAAUUGACAUUCCAAAUGUAAGGUUCAGAUUUUUUUUCAAACCUGUGAGGACUUUUUGGCUGAACGAUGAAAAUUCCCAGUUAUGGCGAAUAUCCUGAAUGCUGUGUUAGUUAAGGAAUCGCAAAUACUUGGGAGGUCUAGCAUUCCAAAUUUCCAGCAGCCUGAUCUCCUAAAGUUGCUCUAUAUUGGAGUGAAAUGGCUUUGAUUGUAUAAUCAUCUCCUAUGACUAUGUCUUUUUAAAAACUCCAUUGUUUGGUAAAUGUGUUGUGAUUUGAAAUUGUAAUGUAAUCUGUUUGUAUCUUUGUGUACAAUCUGUUAAAGACAAUACAAGUAAAAUGCAUUUUUUAAAAGGU